Vespula pensylvanica (western yellowjacket) is the source of this 780-nucleotide messenger RNA. RefSeq lists its product as uncharacterized. The coding region runs from base 215 to 622 and encodes 135 amino acids. Gene Ontology annotation, molecular function: protein binding; serine-type endopeptidase inhibitor activity. The record is from RefSeq and is a predicted model, not a curated record. Lineage: Eukaryota; Metazoa; Arthropoda; Insecta; Hymenoptera; Vespidae. The transcript has 5 exons.
AGGGAAAAUCCAGCUUUUCUUUAUUAAAAUGCGUGUUCGUGAGUGAAUAUUCUUGGACAGACGUAAUUAUUUCCGACUUGUCGUAUCGGUCAGAUCAGUAUAAAAGUGAAGACUGCAAAUCGAUUUCCGAACAGUCGAUCGUCGAUGUUACUUGAGAAACGUUCUAUCGUAUAAAUAAAUUUCCGUGUAAAUUUAUUAUAUUCGAUAUAACAAGAUGUAUCGUGUCAUUAUUUCUACAACUUUGAUUGUAUUCGUAGUACUAUCAAACACCAUAGCCUUUCCUCAAAAUGACUUGAACCUCGAUGAUGUUUCUCGAGUAGAUGGUUUCGUUUUCGAUGGUCCUGUUGAUAGACCGUCCUUGUCGACUCAACGUCCUGUCAUUAAUAACAUGAUAGAUCCUAUGACAACGACGGGAGCGACACCUGUAUCUAUCACUCCAGGAUCCGAAGCUUAUGAAAAUUGCAUUAAUUCAUGUUUGGUUACUCAAGAAUAUAAUCCUGUAUGUGGAACAGACAACAUCAGCUAUGAAAAUCCAGGAAAAUUAAACUGUGCAGUUGGCUGUGGCAAAAAGAUAAGCCUGGUUUCCUAUGGACGUUGUAGUGCCGACGGGAGCAGAGGUUAAUGGGCUAUUGCUAGAGAUUGAUAACACUGAUUUAUUAUAAGAUCGAAAUAAUCUAUUGUGGAAGACUGUUUAGCGGUAUAUAUUUUAUAAUAUUUUCUACUUCUUUCUUUUUAUCAACACACCUUUUUUAAUAGGUUAAUAAAUAUAAAAAGCAGAGA